This is a messenger RNA of Manis javanica (Malayan pangolin), 3887 nucleotides long. It is a transcript of the gene QTMAN, whose product is annotated as glycosyltransferase like domain containing 1. Lineage: Eukaryota; Metazoa; Chordata; Mammalia; Pholidota; Manidae. Gene Ontology annotation, molecular function: glycosyltransferase activity. The record is from RefSeq and is a predicted model, not a curated record.
GGGCAGGGUUAGAAUCGUCUGAAAGCUUGCUCAGGACAUGUCUUGCGGUUGAUGCUGGCUGUUGGCUGAGGGUCUUUGCUGGAACACCUGCUUUCAGCCUUUCCAUGUCUCCUGCGUUUCCUCACAGCAUGAUGAUUGGGUUGUAAAGGUUGUGCUUUUAGAAGACCAUUAGGGAAGAACACAUUUUCGCCUUGCCACAAAGUUGCAUAGAAAACCUGUGACUAUUUGAAAGGGCCAAUGAGUAUUCUCAUCAUAGAGGCAUUCUGUGGAGGGUCCCAUAAACAGCUGGUGGAUCUGCUGCAAGAAGAGUUAGAAGACUGUGUCCUUUAUACCCUUCCUGCAAAGAAAUGGCAUUGGAGAGCACGGACAUCCGCUUUAUACUUCUCCCAGAAUAUUCCCAUCAGUGAGCAUUACAGGAUCCUCUUUGCAAGUUCAGUGCUUAACCUGACCGAACUGGCUGCCCUUCGGCCUGACCUUGGGAAAUUGAAAAAGAUCCUGUACUUCCAUGAGAACCAAUUGGUAUAUCCUGUCAAGAAAUACCAGGAAAGGGAUUUCCAAUAUGGAUACAACCAAAUUCUCUCAUGCCUGGUGGCUGAUGUGGUGGUAUUCAACUCAGUUUUUAAUAUGGAAUCAUUUCUCAUUUCUAUUGGAAAAUUUAUGAAGCUGAUUCCUGAUCACAGACCCAAGGAUCUAGAGAGCAUCAUCAGACCCAAGUGCCAAGUUAUUUACUUUCCCAUCAGAUUUCCUGAUGUGAGCAGAUUCAUGCCCAAGCACAAAACAACCCAUUUACAGAAGAUUCUCAGCCUUAAGGGAAAUGGUGGUGCUUCUCCAUCCAUGGCCCUCCCAUUCCAACAGGAAGAGAGGGAAUCUGAGAAUUUAUCAAAGAAUUUCCAUUCAGAACCUGGACCUUGUGAUGCUGUGCAAGAAAACCUGGGCAGCUCACUUACACAGGAGUCAGACCUAAGCACGUGCAGUUCGUCAGAUAAUUCAAGCUCUCUUCAUGAGGAAAAUAAACAAAAUACACUUUUUAAGCACUGUGACAUUUCAGGUGGAAUUGAUGAUCAGCAAAGACCAUUGCACAUUGUCUGGCCUCACAGGUGGGAACAUGAUAAAGAUCCAGAGAGUUUUUUUAAGGUACUAAUGCAUCUUAAGGACUUAGGACUCCAUUUCCAUGUGUCUGUCCUUGGAGAAACCUUCACAGAUAUCCCAGAUAUAUUUUCAGAGUCCAAAAAGGCAUUGGGAUCGUCUAUCAUACACUGGGGCUACUUACCCAGCAAAGAUGACUAUUUCCGAGCACUGUGCAUGGCUGAUGUUGUCAUCUCGACAGCUAAGCAUGAAUUCUUUGGAGUGGCAAUGUUGGAAGCUGUGUAUUGUGGUUGUUACCCACUUUGUCCCAAUGAUCUGGUUUAUCCUGAAAUAUUUCCAGCUGAAUAUCUGUAUUCUACACCUGAACAGCUUUCAAAAAGGCUCCAGAAUUUCUGCAAGAGACCAGACAUUAUAAGAAGACAUCUCUAUAAGGGUGAGAUGACUCCUUUUUCUUGGGCAGCCCUACGUGGUAAAUUCAGGUCUCUGCUCACAGCAGAACCUAGGGAAGAUUUGUGACAGAUGGGGCUAAGUCACAAACUUGCAGCCUAAGGCAGAAUCUGUAGAACUUUCCAGAGUGUGCCCAUAUUUACCUGAUCAGAGAGAAAAGAAAAUCUGCAGAGGAAGCUGAGCCUGGCUGCUUGUCAUAGCUGACACAGAGCCAUCUGCCACAAACCUGUGGCGGCUUCAGAUCUCCAAUCCCUGCCACCAGCCCAACUCAAAUUAAAUACAGAUUCCUAGAGACGCUGUGAUGGUUACACAUGUCCUCAGCAUCACAUGGAGGAGACUGUUCAAAAAAAAAAUAUGUGGCCUGUUGUAUAACUGCACUCAUGUAUCCCAUAUGUGGUGCCACAUUGCGUUUCCGGUGGAAUCCGUUUUUAUCCUUUGUACUGGAUGACAUGGUGCCUGAAUUCUUUCUUUUUGCCGACAUGACGGCAGCCAAACUACAGCUUCAAACGCUUGCACUUGGCUGGGUUUCUACCUAGGUUGCCAGGUUGCCGCCGGAGCCUCCCUGUGCCCUCAAAGGGCCACGGGGCCUGGAAGGAGCCUCUGAGCAUUGCCCGAUUAAUUGGGCAGCAAUCUCAGAACGGUUUGUGGGCAGAGGGCUGCUUAGCACUACCCUCUUAGCAAAUUAAUGACUCUCUGGCACAGGAGGUUUUAAGUGAAGGUAUUAAUAAGGGGUCUGGCAGGUAUUCCCAUGAGUCACAGAGUUACAUUUGCAUUUAAUUUAUCUUAAAGUUGCAAGAUAAACAGCUGUAAAUCGGACAAACAUGGGAAAUACACUAAGUGGGGCCAUCUUGCCCAUAAAAUGAACACUGAGAUACUUGUCUUAAUUUUUUUCCAGGUGUAAAAAUAGAGAAAUCAAAAUACCUCUAACAAACCAGUAAUUUUGGUAUAAAUAUUCCUUGAAAAUAUUUGCAACCAGCUCCAAAUAUAAUCUUUUCAAGAUAAAUCGCUUUGAUUCCAAUAGUCAAGCUGCUGUAUUUGUUGAUGUAAAGAUGUUUUGAAAGGCUAGAUUGUAAAAUAAAUUUUUAAUAAAGUACCCACUGAAAUUUUUAAUUGACAUACCUAAUUUACGUGUAAGUGUGUACAUCGAUCUCUGUUAUUCUCACCGAACAAUUGUUUUAUGUCAGAGACAACGAAUACAAUUGUUUCUUUUCUGGAUGAACAAGGAUCUGUUUUGCAAAUGUUUGUAAGAUAUUAUGACAUUUCCAAGAUUUUCUUUGCAUUCUGGAAAGCAGGAGGUAAACAUUUGUAGUCAUUAAGGUAAAGUCUGUUGAUAAACCAUCUUCUGUUUACUGACAGGUAAAUUGUAACUUUCCUAGCUUUUGAAAUGAGUAACUUCUAUACACUGCAGCGUGAGGCACAGCCAGGGAGAGUGGGGUAGACAAGGGCCGGCCUGGCUCUCUGGUUUCUAGAAGGAUUGAGUGGUCUAGCAGGCAUCCAAAACAGAGCAGGGAAUGGUUCAGCAGUCCAUUUGGGCCCAUUUGACAGGUAGCAAAAUUGUAAGCAGCAAAUAGAAGGUCAGAGAGCCAGACAGAGCCCUUGGGAUAGAGGCACUUUUACAGAUCAAAGAAAGCAGGAGUUCUGGGAGCGAGGCCUGGAAAUUUAAAAGCAGAACAAGCUGUCUUUGCACAGUGUCCUCUCCCUAGCCAUUUGCAAUCCAUACAGCACUGGCUUCGAGUCCCACAGCUUGCAGGGAUGUCACUGAAUAAAUUUCCUCCUCACCCAUGAAACAAGAGGCUCAGGGAUUAUUUCAGAAAUCCUUCAGGUCUGAGACUGGGGAACUCGUAAUCUGUCAGGUAGGUCUGCUCCUUUUGAGUACACAAGUGAAGAUCUCAACAUACCUAAGAGGUCCUCAGACACUUCGGGGCAGGGUUUAGCAUCUAAUGAGAUGAACUAGAUGAGUAAAUUUACUUUAGUCAGAAAGAUGCCAUAUCAUAGAUGAUGUCUUCCCAAAAUAAUAUUAAUACUCUCACAGCCAAGGAACAGUGUUUAGUUUCAUGUUUUACUUUCCUAAAGAUAAUGGACUCACAUUUUAUAGUGUACAAGAUAUUAUAUGUGUAACAGUUAUCCCAAAUGUUUUCUUACUAACUGAUGGGGAAAAAACAUUAACUGCCUCUCAGGUAGUGCAUCCAAAAUAUUUAAAUAGUUUCCUGAUUUUGGCAAAUGCAGUGUUGAAUGUGACCUGUAUAUGGAGUUCUUUCCUCUACACCCAUAAACUCAAGUCAAAUUUUGUCUUUAAUUGUGCCCAGCAAUUUCUGUGGAAUAAAAAUUUACAUUAAAGUUGCCACUUCUUUAAA